Messenger RNA from Angiostrongylus costaricensis, 417 nucleotides. NCBI's taxonomy places the organism in Eukaryota, Metazoa, Nematoda, Chromadorea, Rhabditida, Metastrongylidae. The record is from the annotation of a GenBank genome assembly.
AUGGGUUCAGGAAGAAGCACCCACUUUCUAAUAAUCUCCAUUGCUCUCGUCCUAUCUGCUUUAUCGGUAGUUGCUGUGAUAGUCUUCAUCAUCUUCGAACGGUGGAAGCAUAAAAAGAAAGUGGAAUUGGCCAAACAAAUUGAGCAAGAAGAAGAACAACAAGAGAAAAGAAAGAAGGCGGCAAGAAAAAGAAAGGUGAAAAAUGCUGUGGAGGACUACUUGAAAUCGCAGCUUGAAACGGGCGUAGUGGCCACCGUGGCCACCACACAAGGGAGUGAGCGGUGGGACGCCAUUGCUGGCCAACCAGCAAAGCUUCGUAGGGGCAUCUCUGUCACAGCCGAAAACAAGUCUGAUGUGAAUGAGGCGGUAAGGAAGAUGAGUGAAGUGAGCAAGGAACUCGAUGCAUUCGGAGGAUGA